AAUAAAUGACAUAUCGAACUUCGAUCGUAACAACGUAUUGAUUCACCUAAACGUCAUAACAACGAAAGACACUUCAUCGGACACCCUACAAAAACACCCACGCAAAAAAUAAAAAAUCUAAACCCUUGAAGUUUUCAAACAACACCUUGCGUUUUUUUUCCUGCACCGAUCGGGAAAUUUCUUAAGAAAUUUUAUCAAAGAUGAUGCACAUGACUCUGUAUUGGGGAAAAAACGUGACACUUCUAUUCGAUUCGUGGAAGACCGAUUCAUGGACGAGUUAUCUACUGAGUUUGUUCGCGUGUUUUUUGAUUGCUUCUUUCUACCAGUAUCUGGAAAAUAUUCGGAUUCGGCUCAAGUUUUUUUCCGGUGAGAAGGGGCAAUCUCCGGUGCCGGAGAUUCAGACUCCUCUUCUGCGGUUGAAUAAGGUUUCUAGAAAUAAGGUUGCUGAAUCGGUUUUGUUUGGUGUGAAUUCUGCGAUUGGGUAUUUGUUGAUGUUGGCUAUAAUGUCUUUCAAUGGAGGGGUUUUUGUGGCUAUUGUUGUUGGUUUAACGCUUGGUUACUUCUUCUUUAGGAGUCAGGGUGAAGAAGAUGAUGCUCUUGUUGAUAAUUCUUGUGCAUGUGCUUAGUUUGUGCAUUUCAUGUAAUAGUAUUUGUGGAUCCGUUAAUUUUUUUUCUUCUCUUUUCUGUGACAUUACUGUUGUAUGAUUCUAUUCUGUAUCAUCAAAACUAAAUACCAGUAAUAAUAAUUGGAACUUUAUGUUCUUGGUUCUUAUUAAAA
Molecule: messenger RNA, 778 nt
Organism: Lathyrus oleraceus (garden pea)
Lineage: Eukaryota; Viridiplantae; Streptophyta; Magnoliopsida; Fabales; Fabaceae
Product: copper transporter 5.1
Exons: 1
Coding region: 201-626 (141 amino acids)
Biological process (GO): copper ion transmembrane transport
Cellular component (GO): plasma membrane
Molecular function (GO): copper ion transmembrane transporter activity
Source: RefSeq, a predicted model, not a curated record